Molecule: messenger RNA, 662 nt
Organism: Sciurus carolinensis (gray squirrel)
Lineage: Eukaryota; Metazoa; Chordata; Mammalia; Rodentia; Sciuridae
Gene: Guca2a
Product: guanylate cyclase activator 2A
Exons: 3
Coding region: 142-468 (108 amino acids)
Cellular component (GO): extracellular region
Molecular function (GO): guanylate cyclase activator activity
Source: RefSeq, a predicted model, not a curated record
GAUGAGGCCUGACAGGCAGCAGAUGAGACACUGACACAAGCUCAGGGUUAUUCAGUAACCCUGACCUCUUUAAAAGCCCCACUGUUUGCUGUGACAGCCAGACGGGCUGCUCCUCAGGCCAGGGCUGAGAGAACUGCUGCCAUGAACACCUUCCUGCUCUCGGCGCUGUGCCUCCUGGGAGCCUGGGCCGCUCUGGCAGGGGGCGUCACGGUGCAGGAUGGAGACUUCUCCUUUCCCCUGGAGUCAGUGAAGAAACUUAAAGACCUCCAGGAUUUCCCAGAGCCUAAGAUUGGGAACCGCAGGAACCUUGUGGCUCCCGCGCUCUGUAGCCACUCCGCGUUCCCAGAAGAACUCAGGCCUGUCUGCAAGGAGCCCAACGCGGAGGAGAUCCUGCAGAGGCUGGAGGCCAUCGCUCAGGACCCGAGCACAUGUGAGAUCUGUGCCUACGCUGCCUGUGCUGGAUGCUAGGGUGCUCGCUGCGCUCUCCCCAACCCUGCAGGGAAGCCCUUUCUCCUGCUGGCAGGGUGGCCUGUGAUAUGUCCACUCCUAGCUGCACAAUGUGCCCUGCCCCAGAAUUGGGGUGGGGGUGGGGUGUGAGGAGAGAGCAGCCCAGAGAGGGGCUGGGGGGCUGGAGAUCCAGUCAACACUUGGCCAAUAAACCA